Zootoca vivipara (common lizard) is the source of this 2932-nucleotide messenger RNA. Its product is annotated as interferon-induced protein with tetratricopeptide repeats 5-like. Gene Ontology annotation, biological process: defense response to virus. Gene Ontology annotation, cellular component: cytosol. The record is from RefSeq and is a predicted model, not a curated record. NCBI's taxonomy places the organism in Eukaryota, Metazoa, Chordata, Lepidosauria, Squamata, Lacertidae. Gene Ontology annotation, molecular function: protein binding.
CCGAGGUACUAUUUUGCCUUAUGGCCCCUGUUUUAACCGUGAUUUAUUAAUUUCCGCGAGUGGCCGGCUAAACUGUUGUGCUUGGGUGGCUUUCCAAGCAGCCAUGCAGAGCCGUCUUUGCAAGCAGCGCCAAGCAACAUUCCUCUCCAGAAGCAAGAAGCGAAUCUCCCUUUUGAGUUUCGGUUUCUAUUCUGUCGGAGUGAGCUCACUGCGUUGCUAUAUAAACUGAGAGAGCGAGGCAAAGGUUUGCAGACCGAGGUAGCGUCCUGCAGACUGCUGGACCGCAGGCGAGGGAAAGUUUGCUUCCUGCGAUAUUUAACCUCUCCGGGAAAGGAAAAAUGAGCCGACCCCUGAGGUCAAAGCUGGAGAGCUUGCAGUGCCAUUUCACCUGGGAUUUCGAGAUCAAGGACAAGGUGGAAGCAGUGCACAUCCUGCAGAUACUGGCCCCACAGGCCCAGCACACCCCACACCGCAAUCGAGGCGCCUACCUUGCCAUGAGGGCCUACCUCCAGCACCUGCAGGGGAACUACCAGGAGGCCCUGGACAGCCUCCGAGAAGCAGAGGGGGCUCUGAAGCGGGACCACCCUGCCAACUUCUCCCGCCAGGCCCUGGUGACCUACGGCAACUACGCCUGGGUCUACUACCGCUUGGUCAAUUAUGACAUGGUGGACCUCUACCUGGGACGCAUCCAUGACAUCUGCCGGUCCUUGGCCAGCCCAGAGGCUUACUCUGCGAUGAUCCCUGAAAUCCAGGCUCAGAAAGGCUGGUCCCUCUUGGCUGUGGGCUUCCGGAACGGGGAUGAGGCCGCAGAAUGUUUCCGGAAGGCGCUGGCGGUGGUAGAGUCCAAUGAGGAGUACCAGGCUGGACUGGCCGUCUCCGUUUUUGCCUCCUGGACUCAUUCCUCUAAUGCUGAACAACGGGAAGAAGCCCAGAAGUUGCUGGAAGAAGUCAUUGCUCGCCAGCCACAGAACUAUGAAGCCAAAGCUUAUUUGGCUCAGGUACUUAAGGAUGUGGAUACGGAAAGAGCGCUCUGCCUUGCGGACGAUGUUGCCCGGGAGAGCGUGAACCCCGAAGUCCUCCGAAACAUCUCCAAGCUGUACAAGCCGCAAUCCCUUCCCCGAACCAUUUCCAUUCUGAAGAAGGCCAUCGCCCUAGAUCCCGGCUACCAUCUCCCACACUACGACCUUGGCCUGUGCUACCUGAAGCAGUUGGGGAGCCCUCCAGGCGAUGUCAGAGAAGAAGCCGUCGAGGCUGCCAUCGAGAGCUUCAAGCGCGCGCUGGAGAAGGAUCCUUUCUCCAUCUUCACCCAGCUGAAGCUGGCGAAGGUUUACGGCGAGAGGUCGCCGGCUUACGAGGAAGAGAUCUACUUGAACCUGAUGGAGGAGCUCCCAGGAGCCAGCAAGAGAUGCCAGCAGUCGAUCUACAUAAACUGGGGGGAUUUCUUCUUCUACAAGAAGGGGAUGAAGAGUCAGGCCCUAGAGAUGUACCAGGCGGCUGCCAGGAUCCCUGGAAACCUUGCAUUUGAGAGGAAGCAGCUGGAAAUUCGCCUGGAGAGGCUGGCAAGAGUGUUCAGGGAGGACGGAGAAAUGGACCAAGCAAGAGCUAUCUACAGCUUCCUUGAAGAAACGGGGCUUCGGGUUACGAGUCAACAGGAUGGAUCAUGGAGAAGAGGUUCCUGGAGAGAGAACGGCAGGGCCCAGCAGUGAAAGACCUCCAUACACACACAUUUGCAAAGAGGCAGGGGUGUGUGGCUCUUUCCUUCCAGUUUUGGCUCUUCCUGCAGCCUCUGAGCUCCUGGAUCCUCCUCCAGGAGUUUUUGCUGGGGGAAAGCUGGUUUCCUUAAAGUUUCCUUGCAUUCCCCUCCCCGCACUAAACAGGGGGAAGCUUCCAGUUGUGUUUAUCUGCAAUAAAGUGUAGUUGUUUGUAGAAGAUGCAUUGCUUUUAUUACUAUUACUAUUCUUACUAUUUUUAGUUGCAGGCGGAAAGUCCUGGAUCCAGCAAGGGUUUAAAUCUAACGGAGGAUUCCAUUGCUGAACCAAGGAGCGAGUUUCUUUGUGGAAUAAUGGCAGUAGUUGCCACGCUAAGCACUUUCCCCCCGCACUACCAAUUCCCAUCAUCCCUAGCUAGCAGGACCAGUGGUCAAGGAUGAUGGGAGCUGUAGUCCAAAAGCAUCUGGAGACUCAAGUUUGGGAAACGCUGAGUUAGACAAAGGCUGUUGGCAGAGGAGUUCAAUGCAAGGAUCAGUUUGUUUUGUGCUUGAUUCCAAGGCUGUCAGUAUGGAAGAAGCAAGACCUUUUGGGGUGUUAAGUCUGUGAGUCCUUCCAUCCUGGGCUGAGGUUGUAUAUAUGUUGUGCAAAUAAACCAUAUAUCCUAAAGACACCACGGUCUCCACUGUCGCUCAUUCCAAGGCACGUAACAGUAUUAAGAUCAUGGUAACCACAUAUUGCUUGCCCGUCACCCUAAGGUCCCAGGGCGGGUUGCAGCCAUGGAAGUUAUUAAUAUAUCAAAAGAUGGCAUUGCACAAUAUUGCAAACAGUUUAAAGCCAAGUAGGAAUGGCCGGGGGUUGAAACAGAUUAGCCUUUGGGUCCCUUCCAACUAAUUGCACAAUUGAGGUGGGCAUUCAUAAGAGACACUUCAGGGGUCGAAAUGCCACAGGGGGUGCUUGCGCUGCAACUCUGCUGUGUCUCAGCUGCACAACAAACACCAUGGGGAACAUGGGAAGAGAGCCAUGCUUCGGGAAUGAAAUAUACUCUGAGUCGAGAGUGAAUUUCAUGCUCUUUAUUCAGCUCGUAGUCAUCAAGGAGAAGAAGAGAAGAAGAAUGCCCUUUUCCCAAAACCAUCUGCUUAUAUACAUUAUUUACACAAUGGGCUUUGCGUGAUUGGCUACUUCAGGGCUACACCUGUGGGCCAAUCAGUUUGUGGAUUGACUUC